Molecule: messenger RNA, 1255 nt
Organism: Gloeophyllum trabeum ATCC 11539
Lineage: Eukaryota; Fungi; Basidiomycota; Agaricomycetes; Gloeophyllales; Gloeophyllaceae
Product: cysteine proteinase
Exons: 8
Coding region: 67-1026 (319 amino acids)
Biological process (GO): protein K48-linked deubiquitination
Cellular component (GO): nucleus
Molecular function (GO): cysteine-type deubiquitinase activity; ubiquitin binding
Source: RefSeq, a predicted model, not a curated record
CUUGAGUUGCCAUUCGCGAGAUCUGCUCUUGGACGUGACUUCAGACUGUGUGCUACAAUAGCAACCAUGCAGUCUUCAGAUGGCGAGACCCCGCCUGAAGCGCCUAGACUCGAAAGUGCCGACCUUCCAACUGCCGAAGGUCAAGAAACCCUUCCUACGUAUACGGGACCAGGAUUCGUGACAAAUAAUCCGGAACUCGCUUCGUUGACCCCAGCUCAACUGUAUGAGCUAAACCAGGGUUUACUGGACGAGGCAGUGCCGCAACGACCGCUUAUCGACCAGAUUGUCCCGAUGGCGGUGUUACGCGCGGAGUACGAGAACGGAUCGGCGUCAUUCACCAAACAAAUCGACUACUUGGUGUCACAAUCUUAUACUGGGAUACGGAGGACCAGGGGAGAUGGUGACUGCUUCUAUCGCUCCCUGGCCUUUCGCUACGUUGAACGUCUUAUGAAUGCCGCGGACCCCGCUCUGGCGGUCGGAAGUGCUGUAUCGACCUUAGAAGCUAGCCUCCCCAUGCUGGAGGCGGCGGGUUUCCAGAAGCUCGUAUUCGAGGACUUCUACGACACGUUUGUUUCGAUCAUCAAGCGGAUAGUGCAACCGGAAGCAGAUGGCACUACCUUGACGCCUCUAUUGCUUCUGGAGGCGUUCCAAAAUCCCGAAGUCUCGAACUCUGUCGUGGUGUAUUUGCGAUUGCUCACGUCCGCUCAAAUCCGCACGGACCCAGACUCGUACCAGGAUUUCCUUUUCCACCCUGAACUCGGGGAACUCAUGACUCCCAGGGAGUUCUGCGAGACAUUCGUGGAGGCAGUUGGUAAAGAAGCAGACCAUGUGCAGAUGACUGCUUUGGCAAGGGCACUGAAAAUCAACUUCAGUGUGGCGUACUUGGAUGGCCGAUCAGCCGACGGACAUGUCGACUUCGUGAAUUUCAAUGAUGGCAUCCAAGACGAGCUGGAGCCUCUUGUCUUGCUAUACAGGCCUGGUCAUUAUGAUAUAUUGGAGAAACAAAGCGAGGAUACGGUAAUUUAAGGCUCUCAUCGACACGAUGGCAUAGGGAUUCUGGCUGAAGAGAAUCAAGUCCGGUGUAAUGCUAAGGAGCUGAAAGAACUUUACGGGAAACUUGCGGUGCCACAUCUACUGGUCGAACAGCUCUCGAGCCAUGUGACACAUUACUGAGAGAGAGGUCUGCGGGAUUACAAGAUUUAAGUUUUGUGUGGGAUUGACGAUGCGAAAUUGGAACCUACAAAAUUCCCUUGGG